Molecule: messenger RNA, 2863 nt
Organism: Blepharisma stoltei
Lineage: Eukaryota; Ciliophora; Heterotrichea; Heterotrichida; Blepharismidae
Source: the annotation of a GenBank genome assembly
AUGGAUUCAACAGGAUUAUUGCGGUUACCACUUAUAAGCAGAAGCCAAAGAAACUCGUCGUCUACUGCUGCUACUACACCUUUGAGAAGUCCUUUCUUGUCACCAGCCCAAUCACCGUCAAACCAUGCUGCUCAGCUAGAAAAAAAGCUUGGAAAAUAUCUGAAAAAGAAAACUAAUCACAGAUCAGGCUCAAUUGACCUUGCCUGCUUUCACGAAGAACCAAAUAAAAGAUUAUUCCUAAUAAAUAAAUAAAUAUUUAUAAAAUAUAAUUUCCAUCAAUUUUCUAUUAAAAUAAAGCUAACCACAGACAACAAAAAAUACAAAGCCCUUUAUUUUCUAAUAAAUUUUUUUAAUUCAUACAAAAACCUACCCAAAUUAUCCCAAAGAAACCAGUACAAUCAUAUAGAAAACAGCUCCAAUAUAGCUUAUCUCGAAGAAAUCGAUAAAGUCCGAUUAAAUCCGAAGCCAUUUGGAAUGAUUCAGAAAGAAGGACUAGAAACGACAAUUGAUAUACACAUGUAUAGUAUGGGCGAUAAAUACGCAGAAGCGUUUUCUACUGGUCUGGAUAAGCUCAAGAGUGUAGAAGCUUUAAAUUUAAAAGGAAACGGCCUCAGUCAAAAAGGGGCGACCAAGAUUAUCUCGAAUCUUGGCACAAAAAAAGUAAAAAAUCUGAAUUUGGCUGAUAAUAAAAUUGGGGAGAAAUCGAUAGAAAAAUUGAUUGAAAUAUUAAGCAAUCAUCAUUCAGUGCUAAAGCAGCUGAAUUUGGAAAAUACAAAGUUAACUGAUAAACCAGUUAUCAUGCUAUGCCAAUGCUUGACAGAAAAUAAAGUUCUUACAAAGUUAAAUUUAGCGAAGAACAAUAUUAGUGAUAUUUCUGCUAAAAGUAUAGCAGAGAUGCUAUCAUAUAACAAUUGGAUUAGAUUUUUAUGCUGAAAUUUAUAAUUUUAAGUCUAUUUUUAAAGCAAAUAUCUUUUUUUUGUGUAAAAAAUAAAUUUUAUUGUAAAAUAAUAAUGCUAAAUCAAGGCAAAAGCUUAUAGAUUUACAUUGAAAUAAAAUCCGCGGACCAGGCGCUAAAGAAAUUUUUGAAGGGAUCGAGUCCAAUGACGGCUUAAAACACCUCGAUUUAUCAUGAAACGCUAUGGGCAGCAACCAAGACUUAGAAAUCUCCCAAAAAGUUGGCUCAGCCUUAAAAAAAAAUCGAGCCCUCAUACAUCUAGACCUAUCCUACAACUAUUUUACCAUGAAAGAAUGCGAAAUCAUAGGCGAAGAAUUAAAAUACAACCACACUUUACUAGGAAUUCAUAUGCUUGGAAACAGCUGCAAGGUAACUUCACGCGGCUUUAUAGUGCCUACAGAAGGCCAAAGUGGCAUUGAAAGGGCUCAUUUUUUUCAAAGGGCAAUUGGAGCUUCCCCCAGAGCAUCAGAGCACCCCGAGGAAAAUUUAAAUUGCUGGAUCUGUGAAAAAUGGGUAGAAAUGAUAUUUAAAUGGACGCCUGGGGUGUCUGGAGAUGCAGACACUGACCCGAUUUUUUUGAAUUUGGAAUGUGACGAAUAUGAACAAGACUAUAUGGAGAAAAAUGAAAAAGGGACUUUUAUUGCGGUCAGAGCAGUUCCGCAUGGGAAAAUUAAUUUUUUCUUUAGUACGCUGAAAGAGCAUAUGCUUUCUAAAGAAAUUGAUACUCAUACACUGGACGAGCCUAUAGAAAUUAGUGUUGGGAAAAAUAAUAUAGAAAUUUCUGCAGUUAACACAAAAAAUGCAGAAGGGAUAGAAAUGGACCCGAAAAAUCCUUUUGACACCCUUCCAAGAAUGCAUAAUAAAUACCAGAGGCCAAGCGCAGGAUUAGAAAGAAUACAAUGGUCAGUCCCUAUAAGUCUUUUUAAAGACUAUAAAUUUGAUACUGAUGAAUUAAUGCUAGAUGGGUUUGAAUUUGAUUAUAAACAUACUCGUAUUAAUAAUUUUGUAAAAAAGCCUGAAGAGCAAGAAUUAGUAAAAGCUGUUUUAAGAAAAGUAUAUAGGAAUUUCAGAGAAUCUUAUAAGUACAUUUCUGCCAUUGGAGGAAAUGAUGUAUUUUGUAUUGGCUCAAAUCUUUUGACUGAUUUUUUAAAUCAAUGUAGCAUGUUCGAUGAAUAUUUUUCGAUCUCUGACUUAGGUGUAAACUGGAAUUCUACAAAUUCCCAGCCUGAUAAAAAUCAGAUUUAUAAUGCAGGAAAUGGGCUGUGUAGGUACGAAUUUAUGGAAGUUUUAGUGAGAAUUGCUAAUGACAAAUACGUAAGAAACAAGCUAGUAGAAAAUGUCGCUGAAGCAGUAAAAAAAAUGAUGGAAAAUCAUAUUUACCCUGUCUUCUCCCAAUAUGAUUCCAAUAAAUGACGAUUUGAAAGGUAUGUAUGUGAAGAUGUCGAUUUAUGCUUAAAAUGCCAUAGGCUCAUCUUAGAUACCUUAUACAAAAGAUAUAGUGGCAAAAAGACUCUUCCAGGCAAAAAGCCUUUUAUGUGUUUAGACGAGUUCAGAAGUCUAUGCACAGAUGCGAAUCUUAUAAGUGACACUUUUGCUACAAGAGAAAUAGAUAUUUGUUAUUCCCAAUCCAUGAUGACACAAGUUGACGAACUUUAUAAAUCCCGACACAUGGAAAUGAGCUUUGUUGAAUUUCUAGAAGCAAUUUGCAGAGCAGCUGAUUUAUCAAAUCUUCCUAAAAUCACAGGCGAGUUACAAGAAAAUAUAAAAGAUUUACCUCUAAAGGCGAAAUUGGAGAACACAUUUCCUUACCUUUUGAAAAUUUGCCCAUUCAGCGUCAGAGACUCCUUUGUAUUUCCUACAGAAGAUACCUAUUUCAAUUUGAUGUAUAGGCCAAAAUGUGAGGAUUAA